CUUUCUGGCCGGAGGAGUUUAACGCUGCGGCUUGCGAAUCAUAUCGUCUGUUUGGGCAACAACACAAAGGCUGGAGGAAGAGAGGCCGAGGUGAUAGUGUCCUUCUUGAUACUUCGAAGGAUCCGCAAGUCCCCGUGAGGACACGCUUCUCGUUCGCGGCGCUAUUGGAAACGAGCGGCGGAGGAGAGGAAAGGCGCAGCUGGAAAUUAUAAAAGAGCGAUCGAGCGGCGAAAGAGGGGCAGUCACUUCCAAGUGUGCACCUGGGGCACCACGAACAGGGUCUCUUAGGUAGGUUCAAGUAGAUCAACGCUUGCCUUUCGAACGAGUAGCAAGCCGCAAAAAUGGGAGCAGUCGAGUGGGUAGUCGAUGAGGAUGAGUACGAGUGCACUCUCUCGGAGGAGACGCAGAAGAUAGCGAAGGACGAGCUGAGGGAGACCAAGAACACCCGGGACCAGGCUCUCGAGCAGAUGCGCAAUUGGAUCAAAAUGAACCCGCGUGUUGAAAAUUGCCGCCUUGAUGGACGAUUCUUACUAAGAUUCUUGCGAUGCAAAAAGUUCAAUGUGCCGAUGGCACAGGAAGCCACGGAGAGGUAUCUCCUGCUCCGUCAGGUGUACCACCCGGCCUUCAACCAUCUGGACAUCACGGAGACGAAUAUGGAGGAGUUGUUGUCACUAGGGUAUCUCUUCGCUGCACCCGGCCGUGACUCCAAGGGCCGUCGCGUGAUAAUCGCCAGACCAGGUGUAUUCGAUCCGCACAAAUACACGAACGUGGACAUGUGCAAGAUCCACGCCAUCACUUAUGAGUCGCUGAUGGAGGACGAGGAGAGCCAGGUGCGCGGCUUCGUGCACUUCGCCGACGGUGCCGGCGUCAGUUUCCCGCAUCUGACGCUCUUCACUCCGAAAGAGGCAGUGCGCAUCGUGAAGAACGGCGAGCGCACCGUGCCGAUGCGGCACAAGGAGGUGCACGGUAUCAACGCGCACCCCUCGCUCAAGUUUGCCCUGGACUUCGGGAUGUCGCUCAUCUCCGAGAAGAUCAAGAACCGCAUCAAGGUCUACACGAGCCUUGAAGAUGCCAUCAAUAACAAGAUGGACGUGAGCAUGUUACCGAAAGAGUACGGCGGCACCAUUCCCAUGAAGGAGAUGAUCGAUUUAUGGCGGAAAGAGCUGCUAGCGAUAAAACCCACGUUACUGAGUCACGACAAGAUGAAAGUUUGCCUCGAGCUGUACUCAGAGAAGGCGCGAGAAGGUGCGGUCUCGGCCCUGAAGCAGGGUUUUGGCUGCUCCAGCGUGGGCUCUAACGACUCGACGAUGUACGGCAUCACCGGGUCCUUCCGGAAGCUCGAGGUCGAUUGACAUCCUUACCCGUGCCGGGUCUAUCUAUAGGGGAACAGGUGGCGAUCAAUGCCGCACAUGACAGACUAUUUGGGCGAGAUAUCGCUGAUGUUUUUUUUUUUUUAGAAUUAUACAGCACUGGUGUCAAGUGGGCGUAAUAUAAAUUUUGUAUUUGGUAGCUACUAGAUUUAUCGUAACGUGUGGUGCACAUGCAAGUAUCUCAAGUAUUGUACAUAGCUUUUGUAAACGUAUCAUAAUCGAUGCAUUAGAUGGAAAGGAA
This is a messenger RNA of Harpegnathos saltator (Jerdon's jumping ant), 1611 nucleotides long. Its product is annotated as alpha-tocopherol transfer protein-like. The transcript has 7 exons. The record is from RefSeq and is a predicted model, not a curated record. Bases 342 to 1352 code for a protein of 336 amino acids. Lineage: Eukaryota; Metazoa; Arthropoda; Insecta; Hymenoptera; Formicidae. Gene Ontology annotation, molecular function: phosphatidylinositol bisphosphate binding. Gene Ontology annotation, cellular component: membrane.